Messenger RNA from Morone saxatilis (striped sea-bass), 2968 nucleotides. RefSeq names its product AP-1 complex subunit sigma-2. NCBI's taxonomy places the organism in Eukaryota, Metazoa, Chordata, Actinopteri, Moronidae. Gene Ontology annotation, cellular component: AP-1 adaptor complex; intracellular membrane-bounded organelle; membrane coat. Bases 104 to 565 code for a protein of 153 amino acids. The transcript is spliced from 5 exons. Gene Ontology annotation, molecular function: clathrin-cargo adaptor activity. The record is from RefSeq and is a predicted model, not a curated record. Gene Ontology annotation, biological process: vesicle-mediated transport; intracellular protein transport.
GGCCAAUCAGAAAGCCUGAUGCCAACUGGCCGUGUGUGUUUCAGGGUGGCGUUGGGUGGUUCAUUUCUUCUGAGGAGGAUACUGUAGAGUGUUGUUAUUCAAGAUGCAGUUCAUGCUUCUGUUCAGUCGACAAGGCAAGCUCCGGCUUCAGAAGUGGUACGUGCCUUUGUCUGAUAAGGAGAAAAAGAAGAUCACCAGAGAGUUGGUGCAGACGGUCCUGGCUCGAAAGCCCAAAAUGUGCAGCUUUCUGGAGUGGAGAGACCUCAAGAUUGUGUAUAAAAGAUAUGCCAGUCUGUACUUCUGCUGUGCCAUAGAGGAUCAGGACAACGAGCUCAUCACACUGGAGAUCAUCCACAGAUAUGUGGAGCUGCUGGACAAAUACUUUGGCAGUGUUUGUGAGCUGGACAUUAUUUUCAACUUUGAGAAGGCUUACUUCAUUCUGGAUGAGUUCCUUCUGGGUGGGGAAGCUCAGGAGACGUCCAAAAAGAACGUGUUGAAGGCCAUUGAGCAGGCUGACCUGCUACAGGAGCCCCGUCAUGAGUACUUUAAUGUGCCUGUGUACUGACUGCCUGCCAUCGCUGCUGCUGCUGCCACCGCUGCUGCUAUCCACCCUGCAUGCUGAGCUCCUCAGUGCCUGGCACCUUUCUCUCUGCCCUCUGAGCACCUGUCAUUGUCAUUGGUUCGGGGGGUGUAACAAUAUUCUCAGCUCCUUAUUCAGUUCGACAGCUAUGAUACGAUAUUGUCACAAUAUUAUUGAAAACUACUGUAAAUGAUGAAAACAUUUAGGCUGGAUUAGGCAUUUGUUCUUGAAAAUUGAACCUAAAUGGAAAUACCAUGCUUUUAUACUGAAGUUAGUCAUCAGUAUGUGUAUUGAUAAUAUAUUUUGUGGUGAUAUAUUGUUACAUGCCUGUCAUUCAUCCACUUAUUAUUGGUUUCAUCGCAUCACUUGAACACCUCUCUCUGUUAUUGCCACUGUAAAAUAGCAAGUUUACAUCAUGUGCCAUCUUGACCCAAAAGUAUGCCGUUUUUUUAAAUGUUUAAUUCGAGGUCCACUUACUAGAGGUUCCCCGGAGCUUUCAACCACUUGAUCUUCAUCAGGGAAGGGACCUGCUGCUUAAAGUGGACCUUGUGUUUAGAAUUGUUAAUAUUUGAAUAUUUUUGAGUUUUAAGAAUUUUCUGACCUGUUUCCGAGGUCAAGAAUGAACCUGAAACUUUAGCAAAACUACCAGCAGCUAUUAUUUAAAACCAGUUGAAACCAGCUGCUGUGGUUUUUGUGGUUGAAAGACAUCAGUACACUAUUUGAUCAGGAUGGCACCUGAUUGAAAACCACUGGUUUAACACUGGUUACAUUUAUCUCACUGAGCUGUCAGAUUUAAUUUACACAGGACAAAUCCUAAUCAAAAUGAUGACUGUUCUCCACAAAAAUCCCAACUUCUUUCUCUGUAUCUGUGCCACUCAAACUAUGCAGAGAAAGUCCGCUCCCUGUGGUGCACAAACAUGCCUGAUUGGGUUCAAGUACACAGAAUACCUUAAAAGCAUGAGUAUUUAAGUGUAAACAACUGAAUCUGAAUUCGGAUGCUACUUAAACACAGAUUCCAGGCUCAUUACCUUCACACUUAAGUUACUAUAACGUCCAAGAGGUGUUCAUCCAAUCAGUUUUAUAUUUCAUAUUUUUAUUGGUCCCCUCAUUGGUUUUUGUGACUGGAUUCACAUUACGUCAGCCAUGGGUGGGAAGUGGAUGCUAUGGAAGUCAUGUGUUCCUUGACAUGUUUUAUCAUGUUGAAGAUUUGUCAGCUACAGUUUUGUAUUUAUCGUCUCACUUCAGAAGUGUUUGAAUCUUAGGUAUCGUCCUUGUGAUUUCUAGGAAUUGUCAUUAUAAUAAUUAAAACCAGAACACAGCACACUAGGAGACCUUACAGCUUUUCAACAUUGUAAAUGUUAUUUUUUUAAUUUUUUAAAUUAUUUAUAGACCUUUCCUAUUUAAAUAAGUAGCAAAAAGCCCACUCUCAAGGUAAGUGGUGUUUAAUGGGAUCAAUACUAAAUAAAUGUUAGCUCUUUGCACUAAUUAACUAAGGGCUCUUCUGGCUUUCUACAUUCUAAUGAUAAUAGACAUUUAAACACACUUUAACUAAUUAUCCUUACAAAUUAGUUUCUCAUAAAUGGAUGUUGACUAAGCAAUUAAAAUGUUUUAUAUGUUCUGUGAUUGUUCAUCUGUGUCCCACUAGAAAAACAAACCGUUAAAUAGAAGAUAUUUUAUCAAUGUAUAUAAUAGAUAUAAUGAAUAAAUGGUUUAUGAUUCUUUGUCAAUUAAGUACACUGGUGUUUUUCUUUAAUAUAACUGAUUUGUCUCUGUGUUUAUGGUGUUCUUUCCCCACAUUUGACACCUUUGAAGUUCAGGCUGACAUUUAGUAAUUUUGUUCUUACUGCAGCUGUUUUUCUUCUGUGUCAGAAACAAACCAGUUAGUCUCAGCGCUGAAUGGUGCUAAGCUCCAUUUGCUUUGCAGAUGAAGAUGUUUAGCCUACAUAAUAAGUGACAAGGGAUUCGUCGUCAUUCCAGCAAAAUUGACCCCAAGACUGAAAAGUUUAUAAUUGGUGAAUCACUCAUAGUUUACAUUUCAAAAUCUGGGCUGAACAUGUUGCACUGAAAAUGAAAUGACACUCACUGUGCAGAAGUGGGUUGUUUUCCUCCCCUUACAUAAAGCACGAUUUCUGUCUCACUGCUCUGAUGCAACUCCUCUCUUUACUUUGUGCUGAACCUUGUUUUAGGAUGCCAAAGUAAGUGCUUCUCUUUCUUUCUGCCACUACCAGCCCGGAUGUCUGUUGUUAUUUAUGAUUUGUGACACAUAAGCAUAUGUACAGCAUGGAUAAAGAAGUAAAUAUAUAUCAUAGUUGUUUGAAGCAUGUAGGCCAAUAGACUCCUUUCAGAGCAGAAGUGGUGACAUUAAUGAUGGCUGCAGUACAUUUAGGU